This is a messenger RNA of Etheostoma cragini (Arkansas darter), 890 nucleotides long. RefSeq names its product coenzyme Q7 homolog, ubiquinone (yeast) (gene coq7). Gene Ontology annotation, molecular function: 3-demethoxyubiquinol 3-hydroxylase activity. Gene Ontology annotation, cellular component: mitochondrial inner membrane; nucleus. Gene Ontology annotation, biological process: regulation of reactive oxygen species metabolic process; determination of adult lifespan; ubiquinone biosynthetic process. NCBI's taxonomy places the organism in Eukaryota, Metazoa, Chordata, Actinopteri, Perciformes, Percidae. Bases 144 to 809 code for a protein of 221 amino acids. The transcript has 6 exons. The record is from RefSeq and is a predicted model, not a curated record.
CGCGAUUACGUCAUUAGUCUGCGCCACGUCAAGCUUCUGUUUUCAAUGACAGUUUGCACUCUAUGUUUGCACUCUGAAAACGUCUUUUAGCUUAAUUUCUAUAACACAAGUAGGCUAAGUAGUUCAAUCAUAAGGGGACUACCAUGCACAGAGCCGCGCACUCAGCUUUGUGUAACUGGUCUAAUAGUCUCGCACCAGCGACGAUUCGCCAGAGUUUGAAAUGCAGAAUGCCCCCGCAGCUGAACUCACGUGCCUACAGUGUGGUCCCGACCCCAUGCGACAGUGAGGAGAAGGAGAUGUUGGACCGGAUGCUGCGUGUGGACCACGCGGGCGAGUACGGGGCCAACCGCAUCUACGCCGGCCAGAUGGCAGUGUUGGGGCGAACUAGUACUGGACCCCUCAUCCAGGAAAUGUGGGAUCAAGAAAAGCACCACCUUUCAAAAUUUAAUGAAAUUCUGGCUGAGAACAGAGUUCGACCCACAGCGCUGUUACCCCUCUGGAACAUCGCUGGCUUUCUAUUAGGUGCGUCCAGUGCACUACUGGGAAAAGAGGGGGCCAUGGCCUGCACUGUGGCGGUGGAGGAGAGUAUUUCAGAGCACUACAAUAGCCAGAUAAGAGCUCUGAUGGAGAGGGACCCCGAGAGAUAUACCGAACUGUUACAAAUUAUAAAGGAAUUCCGAGAUGAUGAGCUGGAACAUCAUGACACAGGAUUGGAGCACGAUGCUGAAAAAAUACCUGGAUACUGGCUAAUAAAAAAUGCAAUACAGCUUGGCUGCAAAGCUGCAAUAUAUGUUUCUCAACGUGUCUAAUAUUGUAUGUGGAAUAAGUGAAAAAUGUCACCAAAGUUUGUUUGGUGUGUUGUCUCAGCUUGUAUAAAUGGAUUGAAUUUG